Messenger RNA from Lucilia sericata (common green bottle fly), 920 nucleotides. Its product is annotated as lipase member H-B-like. The transcript has 5 exons. Lineage: Eukaryota; Metazoa; Arthropoda; Insecta; Diptera; Calliphoridae. Gene Ontology annotation, molecular function: lipase activity. Bases 332 to 841 code for a protein of 169 amino acids. The record is from RefSeq and is a predicted model, not a curated record.
AUCAUUAUACAUAUGAUUAUUUAAAAGUCGGAGAUAGAAAAGGUUUGCGUCGAAGCGAAUUUAGUUUUAGGAAUCCCACCGUAAUUUAUGUUCACAGCAAUCUUGAGAAAGCUACAAGCAAUCGCAGAGUGCUCAAGCGAUUAAUAAAGCAUUUUUGGAAAAAGGAAGGUACAAUGUCAUACUCGUCGAUUGGAGUAGAUUGUCUUCAGCACCCUGGCACGAUAAUUCUAUUCGUAAUAUAAAAGUUGUUGGCAAACAUGUGGCAAAAUUUAUACGAUUUCUUGUAAAUGAGGAUUAUCGUUUGAGAAAGAUCCAUGUGAUAGGUUUUGGUAUGGGAGCAGAAGUGGCUGGUUACAUAGGCAAAAAAUUAAAGAAAUGGGACUAUAAAUUGUCCAGAAUAACGGGUCUGGAUCCACCUUAUUAUUCAUUUAAGCCCGAGAGUUCCUAUCGCUACCUGAAUUACAAAGUGGCUCGAUUUGUUGAUAUUAUACAUACCGAUGGUAGCUUAUCGGGUAAUUCAGAAGCAAUGGGUCACGCGGAUUUCUAUCCUAACGGUGGCACUGCUUUACAGCCUGGUUGUAUAACUAGGAAAGUUUCUGAUGAUCGUUGCAUUGAUUCAUUCUUUGACUGCAGUCAUAAUCGUGCUUGGAAAUAUUUCGCAGAAUCUGUUAAUAGUCGUUAUACUUUUAGAUCCAAGAUAUGCAAACCUUCCAAAACAUUUAGAUAUUGUGAAUUUGGUCCUAAUGGCAAAGCAUAUAUGGGUUUUUACGCUGAUGAAGAUUUACGUGGUAAAUUUUAUUUGGAUACAAACAGUUACCCUCCCUUUGGAAAACGAAAUUAAGGAAAAUUUCAGAAGAACACAAUUACAUGAAGGGGAAGAUUUUACACUCAAAUCUAAUAAAAGAAUUAUAAUAAAAUAC